Molecule: messenger RNA, 1148 nt
Organism: Octopus sinensis (East Asian common octopus)
Lineage: Eukaryota; Metazoa; Mollusca; Cephalopoda; Octopoda; Octopodidae
Product: deoxynucleotidyltransferase terminal-interacting protein 2-like
Exons: 7
Coding region: 252-1148 (298 amino acids)
Biological process (GO): RNA processing
Cellular component (GO): nucleolus
Molecular function (GO): RNA binding
Source: RefSeq, a predicted model, not a curated record
AGCAGUUCAAGAAGAGUGACAACAGAGAACAAAGUAGCCUGUCAGUUUAGCUCAUUUGGAGUUGGCCUUAAAAUCAGAUGUUAUUCAGAGUUAUCUACCCUUGAAGUUUUCAUUCAAGGAGAUCUAUAUAGUCUAGUACAUGUGUUUCUUAGCAAAACAUGAACCUGAUCAUUUCGUGAAAGCUAUAUAACAUUCUAAUAGAUAUUAUAACUUUUAUAAGAGCGAAAAGAGACAGAAAGAUAAGUGACGAAAUGGAAGACGUGGACUUAAUUGCUGGAAACAUUUCUUCACCGAAACACGAGGAAAAUGUUAUUGAUUUAACUCAGGAGUCCAAAGAUGUCUCCAACCAAUAUACUGAAAUUAUACAAGACAGCAAUAGUCAAACGAACUGUUCUAUGUCAUUGUUCGUCUUGGAUCGUGCAGGAGAUAAGAAGAUUUUGAAAAAAUUUAAACAUAAAAAGAAAGAUGCAUUAAACGAGUUGCAUGAACCGGAAACUAAGACAGAAACACUUGCAGAAACACCCGUAGAAAAAGCAUCUGUAGAAACGCCUGUGUUAAAUCAAAAACCCAAAACUAGGGAAACCAAAAAAGAACGCAAAAACAAAAAGUUGUCUAUAGGAUUGGUCAGUUCUAUUGAUCCUCAUCUUAACUUUAGCUCUUAUUUAGACUCCUCAAAAGAUUAUGUUACAGCAAAUAAACUUGUAGAUGUUAAUCAGAUUCUCAAGUCAACAGCACCACCACCUGAUCCAGCAAAAGAACUCAUUAGCAAAAGAAAACAAAAACUACUGAAGAAGAAACAAAGGAGUAAAGUAGCUGGAGAUAACUGGUUUAACAUGGGAAAACCAGAAAUGACGCGAACAAUAAAGAAUGAAUUGGCUCUAAUUCAGAUGCGAAACUCUCUCGAUCCAAAACGGUUUUAUAAAAGUAAUGACAGAAAGAGAUUUCCCAAGUACUUCCAGAUGGGAACAGUUGUUGAAUCUGCAGCAGAUUUCUAUCAUGCUCGUAUCCCAAAGAAGCAACGAAAGGCAAAUAUUGUUGAAGAGAUGAUGGCUAAUGCAGAAACAAAACAAUAUGUCAAGAAAAAAUAUGCUGAUCUAGCUAAAACCAAAAAAGUAAGAAACAGAAACAAGAAUAAAAAAAAGAAAUAA